AUAAUGCCCUUCAGCAAAGGAAUUAGAGCUCGGCCGUAUUGCAGCAAACCUCCCUGGUUAAAAUCCCUUCCUCAGUCCUGUAACACAACUAUCGUAUAACAACUUCCCUAUCUACAAGGCUCUUUCAGACCCGGGCUUUAUAUUCUGCAAGCAGAGGACGAGAUUUUGCCAAGGAGGAAAGAUUUUCUUGAAGCAGAAAGACUGAAGAGCGUUAUCAUUCACCGAGCUUGGCCAGGAAGGGAUGGAGCAGCAGGUAGUCUUACUGAAGCCUCCUACAGCUGCAUCUACAGGCGUGUAAGCUGCUGAAUGCUAAGAGUGGUGGCCUGAAAGAGAGCUCAUGUUUUGCUUGCAUUAAUUGGAUGGUAUUUGGACUUCCGAAUCAAUCCCUUCCUCACCUUCCCAGACACUUACAGAAGAAGGGACCUCUAAACCCUUCAGGAGGAUGAACAAGACCAAGGGAGCUUUUGAGAGCCCAGAGCUCUGGAGCCCAAGUGGCACACAGAGCACCUCCUUGACCAGCGUGGCACCACCAUUCGGAUUCGGCCAACAGGCCACGGACAAAGCCCUGAAUGCGAUCCUUAUUGUGGCCCUCUUCGUCACCAUGGUGUCUCUGGGGUGUACGAUGGAGAUAGCCAAGAUCACAACCCACCUGAGGAAACCCAAAGGCGUGGCAGUUGCCAUAAUGGCUCAGUACGGCAUCAUGCCCUUGACGGCAUUCAUAUUGGGCAAGCUCUUCCAGCUGGGUACUACAGAAUCCCUGGCCAUCCUUAUCUGCGGCUGCUGCCCAGGGGGAAACCUCUCCAACAUCUUUAGUCUGGCACUGAAAGGGGACAUGAACCUCAGCAUUGUAAUGACCACAUGCUCAACGGUCCCGGCGAUUGGACUAAUGCCUCUGCUUCUGUACCUUUACUCGGGAGGACUAUACGAGGGUGAUUUGGAGGGCAAGGUACCUUACAAAGGAAUAACCACCUCUCUGGUGCUAAUGCUAAUCCCCUGUGCCAUUGGCAUCAUCUUGAAUGAGAAGAAACCCCAGUACACUGGCUUUAUCAUCAAGGCAGGGAUGGUUGUGCUUCUACUGUCAUCUGCUGCAAUAAUCGUUCUGUCUGUGGCCAGUGUGGGAAGCGGUAUCAUGGUCAUCUUCUCACCAUCCCUCCUGGGAUCUUCUGCCUUGAUGCCUUUUGUUGGAUUCCUGCUGGGCUAUGUUCUCUCUGCAGUCUUCAAGCUUAAUGACCGAUGCAGGCGGACAGUGUGCAUGGAAACUGGCUGCCAAAAUGUACAGCUUUGCUCGACUAUCCUCAAGGUCACCUUCGCCCCAGAAAUCAUCGGCCCCCUGUACUUCUUCCCACUGCUCUACUUGCUGUUCCAGCUUGGAGAGGGACUUCUGCUCAUCCUGGUCUUUAGGAUCCAUGACAGAAUAAAGAAACCAAGCGACACAGCAAAAAUUAUCUGUGCAGGUGUGGACACAGUUAGUGCUCAAGAGAUGAAACCAGUGUCAACACCCUGCAGAAACAGUGGGAAACCAGGAAAACAGUACAGACAGACUCUGCAGCCACCGCUAUCACAACCCCUCCAAACGCCACCUUCUGCAGCCGGCUUACAGGUCUCCAGCAGUUCUGUGUAAGACUUCUACCUCUAUGCUCAUUUUAUGCCAGACACAAGGAUCACCACAGAGCUAUCUGCUCCCACUGGUAUUUCCCGAAGACCUUGCUCCAGACUAAACCUCCCCCUGCCUGCCCAUGAGGGACACUUCCAGUGACUUCCAAGUCACCAUGACAAUCCUCUGGGACAGCUUAGGGCCAUGCUGCCAAGCGACUGCCCCCAGUUUUGCCCCUAUGAAAAUCACUGCCUGCAUCAGUUCCCUUUUUUCAUUUCACUUACCUGUAAUUGUCCCGCUGGCACCUGCUGGAAGCAGCUCCUGAAGACAUCACUGAAGAUUAAUGUAAUUUCUCUAACAAAGACCCAAAAUGAGGUGUGAAAUUUCUCAGUGCAGGAGCCACCAAGACUCUGUGUGCAGCUGAGCAGCCCAUGGACUGCUGGUCACUCCCGUUUUCCAAAACCCGAGCACUGUGCAGUGUACCACUACUCUCCACACAGCAAAGGCCACAAAAACUGAACAGGGCUAUACAAACUGCCUUAGUAGGUCGAGUUUGGGUCCAGCAAGCUGUACGUCUGAAAAUAAUGAGCCUCAAACAUGCCUCGUUUUGUAGGAGUCAGUGAACUAAACAUACCACCGGUUCAGGACACCAUCUAGCCACUGUCACGCUACAAAUACGAGUAUAAGAGAACAAUGGCAUUAACAAACACCUCCAAUGUCCUAGCGUGCAUUGUAACCCGAAGUAUUCACCUUAACUAAGAAUAAACAGGCUCGUACCAAGAA
Messenger RNA from Aquila chrysaetos chrysaetos, 2377 nucleotides. It is a transcript of the gene SLC10A1, whose product is annotated as solute carrier family 10 member 1. Gene Ontology annotation, biological process: bile acid and bile salt transport. Gene Ontology annotation, cellular component: membrane. Gene Ontology annotation, molecular function: bile acid:sodium symporter activity. The transcript has 6 exons. The record is from RefSeq and is a predicted model, not a curated record. The coding region runs from base 443 to 1621 and encodes 392 amino acids. Lineage: Eukaryota; Metazoa; Chordata; Aves; Accipitriformes; Accipitridae.